AUGCUUGCCGUGCACCAAAAAGUCUUGAAGUAUGCCGGCCAUCCUCCCUUUGAACACCUGCCCAUUAGAUUUUGUUCUCAAAAUGGGGAUUACAUCAUACUGGACUACAGUUGGUCCAGCUUCGUGAACCCAUGGAGCCGGAAGGUUUCUUUCAUCAUCGGUCGCCAUAAAGUGCGAACGAGUCCAUUAAACAAGGAUGUUUUUGCCACCAGAGUAAAAAAGAUGAGCAGUGAUGACAAAGACAUCACAGAAUUACGAGAACAAAUUCAGAAACUUCUCUUACAGCCUAUUCACGGGAGCAUGUCCAGUGGCUACGGGAACCUGGGGAGCAGCAGGUCACAGGAGCCUCAGGUCAGCCUCGUGUCCUCCAGUGAGUCUAGCAGGCACGGCAUGGAUGAGGUGCCGAAGGCACUGCAGGUCUGUGCCAGUGUGAACAAGAUCAAGAAUCUAGGUCAGCAGCUCCACAUCAAGUCGAGGGCCAAGUCAGCAAACAAGCCCCUGUUGGGAGCCCGCUCAGGACGGCCUGGGGCUGUUUCCCAGAUCCCAGCUGUACCUGCAUCAGAAAUUCCCACUAAUGGACAGUCCACAGACGCUGAAGGAGGAGCUCCAUGGACCCUGAGCACAGCGACUCUGAGCCUGGACACAAGCCAGUGCAGCUCCAGCAGUGUCUUUGUCGACAUCCCACCACCAGACUCAGGAGGUUCUGUUUCCAGGCUGACAAGAUCAGCUGGUUGCAAGAAGGGGAAACACAAGCGUAAGAAGCCUCUUGUGUGGUUGGACGGCAGGAGCGCCAAAGAUCACUUCUGUCCCCACCAGGAUGGACCGCCCUGGUGCCCCUCCUCCGCCUCCUGUCCCCGGGCCUCUAGCCCCUUGCUCCCAGCUGCAGUGAUGGUUCCCAGCUCAGCCCCUUGCCUCGUCCCAGCUCCUCCCGUCCCAGCCACGACCUCCCUUGGCAGAGAACAUGAAGCCUCGGUAACUGUACUGCCAAGGCUGCCUGAGCCACCCUUGCCUAGCAGCCUGCAGUAUUUCCCAGCUCUGCCUUCUGCUCACUUUGACACUUUUAUGAACAUCUUCCUGCAUAAUCCCUCUCUCUCUCCCCUCUCGUCAUCAUCAUUCUCCCCAUAUCCCUUCUUGGGAGCAGCACCCUCUUCGGAAAUACUCUCUUCGGUAUCAGCAGUGGCUCCAAACCCAGGCCCACCAUCUUCAACCAUCAACCCAAGGAGCAGAAAGGAGAGGUGGGAGACAUGGAAUGAAGGACGCCCCCUCAUUAACUCAGGGAGCAGCUCCCUGCUCCAGCUUGACCUCCUGCAGGGGGACAGGCCCCGAUCCUGUGUAUCCCCAGAAACUGUGUGUCAGGGUGUCAGUGGCAGCGGUGGGACUAAGAUAGAUGGUUUUACUACCAAGAAACCAUCCAUAGCAUCACUGCACUCGGCAUCUCCACCAGGAAUGGGCUCUGCAGCAUCAGGAAGUGGUGACAGCUGUAUAAACUUUGCUUCUAGUGAUUAUUCUUCAGAAAUCUCUCAAAAUGGGCAGCAAUCUCAGGACAUACAGAAAAAAGAAACAUUUCCUAAGUUAGCUGAAGAGUCCAUCUGGAGAAUGAUAAAGCAGACACCUGACUGCAUUCUAAUGACGUAUCAGGUGCCUGAGAGGGUUAAAGAAAUUGUACUGAAAGAAGACCUAAAGAAGCUGGAAAGCAUGAGACGGCAGCAGCCACAGUUUUCUCUAGGGCAGAGGGAGGAGAUAGCCAACGUGCGUUCCUGGAUUCGGUGCCGGACGAUCCCUCAGGAAAUAGACACCCAGGGCUGUGUCACCUGCGGACACAGAGACUCAGCUGGUGAUGCUGCAGACCCCAAGGUCUGGAUCCAACAGAAGCAGCAGCCAAGUGACUCUGAAGAAGGACCUGCACUGCCUCUCCAGACCUGCUGGACUGUUCCUCCUCCCUGUGAUUCUUUCUGA
This is a messenger RNA of Rangifer tarandus platyrhynchus (Svalbard reindeer), 1956 nucleotides long. NCBI's taxonomy places the organism in Eukaryota, Metazoa, Chordata, Mammalia, Artiodactyla, Cervidae. The record is from the annotation of a GenBank genome assembly.